Molecule: messenger RNA, 3834 nt
Organism: Perognathus longimembris pacificus (Pacific pocket mouse)
Lineage: Eukaryota; Metazoa; Chordata; Mammalia; Rodentia; Heteromyidae
Gene: Slc33a1
Product: solute carrier family 33 member 1
Exons: 6
Coding region: 352-2004 (550 amino acids)
Cellular component (GO): membrane
Molecular function (GO): acetyl-CoA transmembrane transporter activity
Source: RefSeq, a predicted model, not a curated record
GAGUCCCGGGGAGCAAGUGUUCUCGGCCGUGCCGGCUCGCGGUGGGCAGGUGGACGGCAGUUCGGUCCCGCCGCCCCUCGGAGCCCGUUUCCAUCGCGACACCACGGCCCCCUCCCGCAGCCCCGAGCCCGGUGCGGCUGCCCGGGCGGCGCCUUCCGCCUCCCCGAAGCCGCUCGUCGGGGCCACGGGCCGGAGACGGGGACCCCUCCCGGGUCGCCUCGAGCCCCGCCCGGCCGUCGCCUCAGCCCCCCGAGCCCCCGGUCCAGCGCGGCUGCCUGGGACCCGGGACCGCCCGGAUCCAAGACGCUCGUCCCCGGGCCACCCCCGGCGGGGCUGUGCGUCGCCCUCGACAUGUCGCCCACCGUCUCCCACAAGGACAGCAGCCGGCAGCGGCGGCCGGGGACCCUGAACCACUGUCCGGAGGUGCGGAGCGGCCCCCUGCCGCCGGGCGGCUGGGACGACGGCCCGCUGGACGCCGCGGGCGGGGAAGGGGACCGCGAAGCGCUCCUGCGGGACGCGGAUCCCGGCGACCCGCCCAAGGGCCCCCGGAGCUACCGCGCGGAGCUGGGCAGCAUCCUGCUGCUGCUGCUGCUGUACGUGCUGCAGGGCAUCCCCCUGGGCCUGGCGGGCAGCGUCCCGCUCAUCCUGCAGAGCAAGAACGUCAGCUACACGGACCAAGCCUUCUUCAGCUUCGUCUUCUGGCCCUUCAGCCUCAAGUUGCUCUGGGCGCCCCUGGUCGACGCGGUCUACUUCAAGAGCUUCGGCCGUCGCAAGUCGUGGCUGGUCCCCACCCAGUACGUGCUGGGGCUCUUCAUGAUCUACCUGUCCACGCAGGUGGACCAUUUGCUGGGGAAUACCGACGGCCGGACCCCCGACGUGGUGGCGCUCACGGUGACCUUCUUUCUGUUUGAAUUCCUGGCCGCCACGCAGGACAUCGCCGUGGACGGUUGGGCGUUGACCAUGCUCUCCCGGGAAAACGUGGGGUACGCUUCCACUUGCAAUUCGGUGGGCCAAACCGCCGGCUACUUUCUGGGCAAUGUCUUGUUUCUGGCCCUGGAAUCUGCUGACUUCUGUAACAAAUACUUGCGGUUUCAGCCUCAGCCCCGUGGAAUCGUUACCCUCUCAGAUUUUCUUUUUUUCUGGGGAACUGUAUUUUUAAUCACAACGACAUUAGUUGCCCUUCUGAAAAAAGAAAACCGAGAACUACCGAUAGCGAAAGAAGAGACACAAGGCAUCACAGACACCUAUAAGCUGCUUUUUGCAAUCAUAAAGAUGCCAGCAGUCCUGGCAUUUUGCCUUCUGAUUCUAACCUCGAAGAUUGGCUUUUCAGCGGCAGAUGCCGUCACGGGGCUGAAGCUGGUGGAGGAAGGGGUGCCCAAGGAGCACCUGGCCCUGCUGGCCGUGCCCAUGGUGCCCCUGCAGAUCGUGCUGCCUCUCGUCAUCAGCAGGUACACCGCCGGCCCCCAGCCCCUGAACGUGUUCUACAAAGCCAUGCCCUACAGGUUACUGCUGGGGCUGGAGUACGCCCUGCUGGUCUGGUGGACCCCCAGGGUGGAGCACCAGGGAGGGUUCCCCCUCUACUACUACGCGGUGCUGCUGCUGAGCUAUGCCCUACACCAGGUGACAUUGUACAGCAUGUAUGUCUCCAUAAUGGCUUUCAAUGCCAAGGUUAGCGAUCCACUCAUCGGAGGAACCUACAUGACCCUUCUGAAUACCGUGUCCAAUCUGGGAGGAAACUGGCCUUCCACGGUGGCUCUGUGGCUGGUGGAUCCCCUCACAGUGAAAGAGUGUGUGGGAGCGUCUGACCAGAAUUGCCGAACCCCCGAUGCUGUCAAGCUUUGCAGAAAACUCGGUGGCUCGUGUGUUACAGCCCUGGAUGGCUAUUACGUGGAGUCCAUUAUUUGUGUUUUUAUUGGAUUUGGUUGGUGGUUCUUUCUUGGUCCAAAAUUUAAAAAGUUACAGGACGAAGAGCCAUCUUCAUGGAAGUGCAAAAGGAACAAUUAACGCACCAUAACAGGCAGACAUGCUAGAAGGUAACUGGGCUUAGUUUUGUUUGGAGAGUUGUGAUAAUCAGUGCGCAACACUAUAAAAUACUACUUAAAACAAGGAAAUUAUAUAAAAUGCCAAAUAGUUGAAAAAUAGGGACUAAUUUAUGUGUUUUAUCAUACUUUUUCCUUGCCUUGUUAAUGUAUUUAAAGUUUCCUUAAGGCCAGGAAAUUGGCUCUGUAAGACUUUCCUGGGCAUGUUAUUUGAUUUCUUGUACUGACUAAGCAUACUCUCGGCUACAGCCCAGCGCUGAUGUGCAGCUAAGUAUUGGUAUUGGUUCCUGUUGUUGAGCUGUAUUUUACAUUUGGGUACAGUGUGCUAAAUGCAAAGCAGCUCGCUCAAUACUUGGGACUGACUAUAACUGGUUGAACUUCACUGGAAGUUAACAUCCUAUUUGAAUUGUUAGCCAGUUAGAGUUGAUGUGGAAUUUCCUAGGAAGAGAAUGUAGACCCCAGAAGCAUAACUUAGCUGUUGUUUUUGUGACCAUGACCACAUUGUACAAAGGUGUUUAAAAAAAGAAAAAAGGAAAAAAAGACUAUUUUAAGUGUACUUUCUGCUUUUGUAAUCAUUAAAAAUUUAUAAGACUAUUCAAACUAUUUUUUAUAAAAUUAAAACUAUGAUUUUUUUAAAUUUAUUUAUUUCCUCAGCCCUUCCACCUUCUUGUAACUACUCUGAUUCCUUGUUAACUUUGACCCUGUGAAGGUGACAGGUUUUCUCACCGGUGCAGCACACAGCACACAGCUAGCUAAUGAGGGGAUCAAAUUUACUGUUCAUGGCAAAGUUUUGAAAAUAAAAUAUUCCUUAAAUACUUGUUUUAAUUACUGUGAAAAAACAGUUAGCUUUCUAACCGAGUGAAAUUUAGAUGAAUAAAAAAGGACUUUUGGAAAGUAAUGUUUUAAACAGUGAGACAGACGUCCCUGUGCCUUUGACAAAUGAAGUCAUGUGGCAGGAAAGUUUUUUAAUGAAGCACUUUACUGAUGAAAAGAUGCUGUAAUUGCUUUGUGCCAGAUCAACUGUGACAUGCCCUUUUGUUGAAGCUCAGCCUUGUGUCUUCUACAUAAACUCGUUUCCAAUGGAAUAUUGCCAUUCCAAGAGCAUUAAGCUUUGAAUCCAUUAACAAAUCCCCACGUGUUCUGUACGUUACUCUGACUCUUUAAAAACUGCAUAAGUCCUUCCAAGUUGGGAACAAAGAGACAAAAGUUAUGAGUCUUAAUGUUUAUCUUCAAGCCAGGCACUGGUGGCUCAGGCCUAAAUCCUUGAUACUCAGGAGGCUGAGAUUUGAGGAUCAUGGUUUGAAGCGAGCCCGGGCAAGAGAGCCUGCGAGACUCUAAUCUCCAGUUAACUACCAGAAAACCAGAAGUGGCGCUGUGGCUCAAGUGGUAGAGUGCUUAGCCCUGAGCAAAAAAAGUUCAGGGACAGAGCCCAGGCCCUGAGUCCUAGCCCCACAACUGACAAUAAUAGUAAUAAUAAUAAUAAUAAUAAUAAUAAUUUUAUCUUCAUAUGAAAAACCUUAUGCGUGUGAAUUUUAUAAUAUAGGUUGGAUUUAGAGCGGGGUUUUUGUAAGUGAUGGAGGAUAACUGGGUGGGAGAAAAUGGCCAAAAGCACCACAGCACGUGAAGAAGACUGGGCGUGGCCGCUGCACUAAGUUUUGCCGGGGGAAAGCCGACGUUGGGUGUCCAGGUCAAUCCAAAGGAAGCCAGGCAGCGGCACUGGACCAGACCACAGUACUGUCACACGGUGAUCCACGAUCAUGUAUUGUAAUCCAAAUGCUUACUUGAAUAAAGAAAA